Molecule: messenger RNA, 1479 nt
Organism: Seriola dumerili (greater amberjack)
Lineage: Eukaryota; Metazoa; Chordata; Actinopteri; Carangiformes; Carangidae
Gene: abhd14b
Product: abhydrolase domain containing 14B
Exons: 5
Coding region: 216-899 (227 amino acids)
Cellular component (GO): cytoplasm
Source: RefSeq, a predicted model, not a curated record
UGGACAGGAGGCAGACAGGCAUUCUCUGUGAACUCACACGACACAUUAAAAGACGGUUGUUGAAACACAGAGCGGACAAAUGAACAGGAACAUGAUGCAAAACGGUGCAACACGCGUCUUUGUGGAGCAAUUGACCGUGUUCAGUUGAGACUGUGCCAGAGAGAACAACCACAUGCUGUUCAGCCAGCACUACACCACAUGAAGAAGAUUCACGGAUGAAUAAUCUCUCUGAUGUACAAGCUAAAACGCAGCGGGCAAAAAGGAUGUCAGCUGUUAAGAUGACAGAAGGGAGUGUGCAGGUGGAGAGCUGCAAAGCACCGCUGUUCUACAGACAAAGUGAACCCGCCUCAGGGGAAGUGAACAUGUCAGUUCUGCUCCUUCACGGCAUCCGUUUCUCAUCAGAAAACUGGGUCAACAUUGGCACUCUGGAGACUCUGGCCAGAGCUGGCUGCCGUGCAGUCGCCAUCGACCUGCCAGGACUUGGACGGUCUAAGUCAGCUGAGGCCCCGGCACCGGUGGGAGAACUGGCCCCUGCAGGUUUCCUGAAGGAAGUGUGUGAGCACCUGAACCUGAGCCCCGUGGUGGUGAUCAGCCCGUCCCUCAGUGGGAUGUACUCCCUCCCCUUCCUCCUCCAGCACCAGGCUCUCAUACGAGCCUACGUCCCUGUAGCUCCCAUCUGCACCGACAAAUUCACAGCAGAGCAGUACCAGAGUGUAAAGGUCCCAUCGCUGAUCGUUUAUGGUGACCAGGACGCUCAGCUCGGAGAGGUGUCGCUGCGCAACCUGAGCAAUCUGGCCAAUCACAGCGUGGUGGUGAUGAAAGGAGCAGGUCACCCCUGUUACCUGGACGACCCGGACACUUGGCACAAAGCUCUCACAGACUUCCUUACCACGCUGUGAAUCUCUUCACUGUGUAGUGGAGGAGAGAUUCACACAAACACACACAGACUCAGUGGAGCCACACACAUAAACAUGUUGUUCAUUCAUGACAAAUGUAGACCACAAACAUCCUCCUGCAUGACCUGAUUUGACUUUUUAAUAGUGUCAGUAAUCAAACUGUAAAUCAAGUCUUUUUUUAAAUGAUUAGGAGCAGACGAGGCUCAGGCUAUUUAAGGAAAAGUUCAACAUUUUGGAAGAUAUGUUAUUGGGAAACAGGUCCCAGUCAAGAAAUAGCAUGGCACUUAAUCCAAUGUAAAACAGAGACACUCAUCUAACUCUCUACAAGAAGAAGAAAUAGUACAUUUCCCAAAAUGUUGAACUUUUCCCUUAACACUGCACCAUGAAAAUGUAUAUUGUGUAUUACAACUGAUACAGUUACAAUUUAUUCUUUUAUAGAUUUUAUAUUUUCAAUUUAACCCAGCAAAUUCAAUGAAUCUCCAGCUGUGUCUCGCUGAGAAACCAAACACCACACACUGAACUGAAGUGAAAAAUAUGAACAUUAUUUAAUAACUGAUUCUCUGUAAUAAACAAUUUGAAAAUA